CUAAGGAAUUCCGCAAGGACAGGGAGGGAUCCAAAAAAAGGAAGCGGGUGCUGUUGUCGUUCCAGUGAUUAAAUGACCACUGUCUUGAAAGAGCGUGGGUGAGGGGCUGGUGAGUGCAGGGAGUUUCCGAGGGCUGAGUGAAGAGGUGUCUCUGAUGUCCAUGAAGAACAAUCGGAUCUCUGCCCCUUUCCCAGAAGAACCAGAAAUGACCAAGUCCCUGGGAUCAGUGUCUUUCAAGGAUGUAACUGUAGACUUCAGCAGGGAGGAGUGGCAACAGUUGGACCUUGCUCAGAAAAGUCUAUACAGGGAUGUAAUGCUGGAAAACUAUUUCAACUUGAUCUCAGUGGGGUGUCAAGUUCCCAAACCAGAAGUCAUUUUCAACUUGGAGCGGGGAGAACAGCCAUGUAUGUUGGAUGGUGAAAUCUCAAGCCAGAGCUAUCUAGAUCAAGGUAUUGGUUUUGAAACAUCACAACAGGGAAUGUCUGAAGAAGUUUCAAUCCAGUUUGAGAGAAUUAAUCUCUUCACAAGAGAUGACCUGUAUUCCAUUUUAGAAGAAUGGUGGCAAGAUGAUGAACAGACAGGGAGAUGUGAGGAAAACCAGAACAAACAUUUAAGUCAUGUUGCCUUCAUCAACAAGGAUACACUAGCUAAUGAGGGAGACUGUGAAUAUAAUAAAGACAUUAGGAAAAUGUUUCGUGUAAACACAUACCUUGUUCCUUCAAGAAAAAGACUCCAUAACUGUGACUCAUUUCAAAAGAGUUUGAAGCCUAUUGUAAGCCUAUGUAAUUAUAAUAGAAACAAUGUAACAGAAAAUUUUGAUAAGAUUAUUGGAUAUGGUAAUAUCUUUACUCAUAUGAAUUCUCAUACAGAAAUGAAUGCUUGUGGAUAUAAUCAAUGUAAGAAACUUCUGAGUCAUAAGCAAACUCUCAUUCAACAUCAAAAAUUUCAUGGGGAGAACCUCUAUUUAUUUUCUGAUUGUGUAAAACUUUCCACCCAUAAGUCACACCUUUUUGCACAUCAAAGGAUUUAUACUGAAGAGAAACAUCAUGAGUGCAGCAAAUGUGAAACAGUCUUCACUCGGAAGUCCCAAUUUGCUGUACCUCAGGUUUAUACAAGAGAGAAACCUUAUAUAUGCACUGAAUAUGGGAAGGACUUUUCCCUCAACUCAAACCAUGAGAAAACUCCUCACACUGAGGAGACUGAUUGUAAAUUCAGUCCACAUGGAAAAGCCUUUAUCCAGAAGUCAGAUCUGUUCAGACACCAGAGAAUUCAUCCUGGAGGGAAAAAAACCUAUAAUUAUAAUGAAUGUGGGAAAAAUGUCUCUCAGAAUUCAAACCUCAAUAUACAUAAGAAAGUUCAUACUGGUGAGAAACACUUUGAAUGUACUGAAUGUGGAAAAGCUUUCACAAGGAAAUCAACACUAAGUAUGCAUCAGAAAAUUCAUACAGGAGAAAAACCCUAUGUAUGUACUGAAUGUGGGAAAGCCUUUAUCCGGAAGUCACAUUUUAUUACACAUGAGAGAAUUCAUACCGGAGAGAAACCUUAUGAAUGCAGUGACUGUGGGAAGUCCUUUAUAAAGAAGUCACAGCUCCAUGUGCACCAGCGAAUUCACACAGGGGAGAAUCCCUUUAUAUGUUCAGAAUGUGGGAAGGUCUUCACCCACAAGACAAAUCUCAUUAUACACCAGAAAAUUCAUACUGGUGAGAGACCCUAUAUAUGUACUGAAUGUGAGAAGGCCUUUACUGACAGGUCAAAUCUCAUUAAACACCAAAAAAUUCAUACUGGAGAGAAACCCUAUAAAUGCAGUGACUGUGGAAAAUCAUUCACCUGGAAGUCACGGCUCAGGAUACAUCAGAAAUGUCAUACUGGAGAGAGACAUUAUGAAUGCAGUGAAUGUGGGAAAGCAUUUAUUCAGAAGUCAACACUGAGUAUGCACCAGAGAAUUCAUAAAGGAGAAAAACCCUAUGUUUGCACUGAAUGUGGGAAGGCCUUCUUCCAUAAGUCACAUUUUAUUACACAUGAGAGAAUUCAUACUGGAGAGAAACCUUACGAAUGCAGUGAUUGUGGGAAAUCCUUCACGAAGAAGUCACAGCUUCAUGUACAUCAGCAAAUUCACACAGGAGAGAAACCCUACAGAUGUGCUGAAUGUGGAAAGGCUUUUACUGACAGAUCAAAUCUCUUUACACACCAGAAAAUUCAUACUGGUGAGAAACCCUAUAAAUGUAAUGACUGUGGAAAAGCUUUCACUCGGAAAUCAGGCCUCCAUAUACAUCAGCAGUCUCAUACUGGAGAAAGACAUUAUGAGUGCAGUGAAUGUGGGAAAGCCUUUGCAAGAAAAUCAACACUAAUUAUGCAUCAGAGAAUUCAUACAGGAGAGAAACCUUAUAUUUGUACUGAAUGUGGGAAGUCCUUCAUCCAGAAGUCACACUUAAAUCGACAUUGGAGAAUUCAUACUGGAGAGAAGCCCUAUGAAUGCAGUGACUGUGGGAAGGCCUUUAUUAAGAAGACACAACUCCUUGAACACCAUCGAAUUCACACAGGAGAGAAACCAUAUAUGUGUGCUGAAUGUGGAAAGGCCUUCACAAUCAGAUCAAAUCUUAUUAAACACCAGAAAAUUCAUACUAAACAGAAACCCUAUAAAUGUAGUGACUUUAGGAAAGCCUUCAACUGGAAAGUACAACUCAGUAUACAUCAGAAAUCUGAUACUGGGGAAGUAGAAUGCUCAGUGCCACACUCAUGGUGUGGGGAUAAAAGUUUUGAGGAGCUAUAGCUUGACUAAGAAGCAAGAGGUAACCAAAGUUACUUUAUCUAGUCAGAAGUAUGAAUAUCUGGAUCUCAUAGCUGACGUCCAGUUUUAUACAUAUGGGGAGACACUCUGGAGAAAGUGUUUAAGCAGUGCUUAAUGGCCAUGCUUGGUUACUUGGGAUUGUCAAGCCCCUGCAAAUAAUAGUACAUUUGGAAGGAGAUAACUUGGCAAUCUUUCUUGUUUCACAUUUUGGAUAAGGAGCUUUAUAAAUCAGGGCUGUUGAGUUUUUCAUGCCCUGCAUAGCAAAAAUAUUCAAUGUUGACCAAAGGAAUUUCUUAAGGAACAGUGUUCUAAGAAAAAUUUUCAUUGUCCAAGCACCCUAAGGACACUGAAAUCAAGGCAACAGUAUAGACAAUUCAGGUCUAUAAUGAAGAAAAGCUAGACGUUUUUGUGAAAAUUGACAUUAAACGCACAAAGAAGAACUCUACUUUUUUUCCUUUGGGAAGUCAGUAUUAUUUAUUGUUUAUAAUGUUUACUAGUGUGUGGAAAUUUGGAUUCGUAAAUUUAAAAUUAACAAUUUGACUUUGAGAUUGGCAAAUCAGAACCACAGACUUACCUGAAUAUUCACAGGCAUCUUUAGGUAACCAAUGUGUUCCCUCAUUUACUAAUUCCCUGCCAUGGCAGCAGGUAACUCAUGGCCAAGAGGUAUAAAGUGCUCCCAGCCUGUAUCCCAAAAGUGAUCAAUGAUGUAAGCAGCACCCCAUAGACUACCUGUCACACUAGAACUAGCCCUGAGAUCAUGGAAUUUAGCUGCAGGUUACAGAUUUAGUACUCUGGAUUCUCAGCAUCUUUCACAGAAACCCCUACUUUUUACUGAUUUCUGUUUGAAAAAGAGACAAAUUAAGAAAAUGAGUUUUAAAACCUAGAAUUCUUUCCUUUGAAUUUCGUUAAUGCAUUCUCUACAUAUUUAUUAUUACAUACUAGGUUAUUAUGAGGCAAUUAUCUUGCAUUUGAGCUUGUAUUCUUAGAAGAUAGCUGCACAUUUGGAAGAGUACUAUUUCCUUUCAAUCUCUACAAAUUAAUCAAUUGUUUUCAAAUCCUCUAUAUUCUCAAAUUCUUAAUCCUCUAUAUUGUAUCAGAUACUAAAAGAAUGUGUGUACUAAUCUCCCAGAAUAAUUGUGAAUUUGUCUCUCUUUUAGAGCUACCAGUUUUUGUUUUAUAUAUUUUAAGUCUAUGUCUUUACAUAUAUUCAUAUUUAGAAUUGUUAUACUCUUUCUGGUUAGUUGAAACAAUCAUUAUAAAAUGUCUGUUUUUUAUCUCUGGUGGUGCUUUUUGUCUCAAAAUUUACUAUGUAAGAUAUUAAUACAAUAUGCAUACUUUACUUAUUAAAGGCUAAUGUAAAUGAGUACACCACUUUCUGUAUAAGGUGAAGAGUUAGAACAUUAACUUUAUUUCCUUCUUGACUUGUAUUGGUAGCAUGCAUUUUAAUUCUGAAUGUAGUUGAAACACUCAAUCAUUACUGUUUCAGAGUCAAUAUGCAUUUAAAUUAAUCCAUAUAUUUACCCUUUUUGUUACUUUUUUCCCUUCUUCUUCUUGAAUUUUCCUUCUAGAAUCUUUUUUUUUUUUCUGACUGAAGGACACCUUUUAGUAUUUCUUUUAGUGUAUGUUUGCUAGUGACAAAUUGUUUUCAUUUGUUGGAAAAUGUCUUAAUUUUGCCUUCAUUUUUAAAGGAUGUUUUUACUGAGUAUAGAAUUCUAAGUUGGCAGUUAUUUUCUAUUAGUAUUUUGAGAUAUUUUGUUUUGAUUUGUAUUUCAUUGUUUUGUUGAAAAGUAAGCUUUCAAUCCAGUUACCUUUGAAGGUUAUGUUUUUUUUUAAUUAUUCUUUUCUCUCACUCCUUUAAAAUCUAUGUCUUUGUCUUAGGCUGUCAACAGUUGGACAGUGAUAUGCUUAGGUAUGAUAUUCUAUGUAUUUAUCCUGCUUGGGGUUUGCAGUGUUUUUUAAAAUCUGGAGCUUAAUGGUUUUUUUCUUUGGGUUUUUUCCUCUUUUUUUGCACAUUUGGGGAAAUUUCUAGCUAUUAUUUAUUCAAAUUAUGCAUUUACUUCAUUAUGUUCCUCUUCUUCUCCUAGUGAUGACCCCAUUGUCUAGAUAGUAUUUUUCUGUUGACUAUUGUUUCUCUUGGGUUUUGGUGAUGUCUUGUCUUCUCAUAUACCUGGUGAUUUUAAGUGAACUGCUUAGACAUUAUAUAUUAAAAAUUGUAGAUAUGAUUAGAUGGCCUGGAUAUCUUUCAGAGAGGAUUUCCUUUGCUUCUAACAGGUGACCAGCCUAGGAACAUGAGCAAUCCCUGAUUGCCUUCAUCCAAUCAUGUACUGAGAUUAUUCGAAACUGGGCUGCAGUCCCUGUGAGGGCUUGUCUAUUUUUUUUCACUCUUAUUCUUAGGGGAUACCCUCAAGACUUAGGACUUUGGGAGAUUUAUCAGGAUGCUCCUCCUUAGAGGGAACUUAAUUCUACUAUUUGUCCCUUUAGUCCCAUAAGUUUGUCAAAAAACUGUCUUAAGUUUCUCUUGCUCAGUAUUUGCUUUAAGAAUUAGCAAACAACUCUUUUUAAUAAAUAGUUCCAAAUUCCAGAGGUUAUGUCUUUAAUCUUAUUCUUGCAGUUUCUAACUUCCUUGGUAGCUCUCCAGUGCUGUCACAAAGCUAAACGUUUUUAAUAUUUUCUUCCACCUUUUUUAGUUCUCAGAGGGAGUACUGGUACAGGCCACCUACAUUGCCAUUAACAGAAGUUUUUAAUUCACUGAGAUAGCUGUUGCUACUUAAGGAAUGCAGAGUCCAGAAAUAUAUGUUUUUAAUUACCAAAACUCUCCAAACUUUCCAAAAUAUGAAAGUGCUCUGAUUUGCAACAUGACUUUAUUCCCAAUUUUUGCUGCUAAAAGUUAAGGCAUUCACUCUUUUGUUAAACACUUUAUAAACUUUGAUACAUAUGAGAAAAGUACUUCUGGUGGUGUCAAAUUUUAUUACGGUAGCUGCCAAACUUUAGCAAAAGGAGGAGAUUGACUAAGAGCCUCUCAGAUUCUUUCUUUGAUAGUAUGCCCCCCCCCACCCACUGGAUAAUUAAUAGAAAGUUGUGUUAAUGAAAACUGGUGGCAAGAGCCCAUCAAUUUGAUUCUAAACUUUUUUUUUCUAUGUUGGGGGUAGGAGUUUAUUAAUUAAUUUAUUUAUUUUUGCUGUGUUGGGUCUUCGUUUCUGUGUGAGGGCUUUCUCUAGUUUUGGCAAGCGGGGGCCACUCUUCAUCACAGUGCUCGGGCCUCUCACUAUCGUGGCCUCUCUUGUUACGGAUCACAGGCUCCAGACGCGCAGGCUCAGUAGUUGUGGCUCACGGGGCUAGUUGCUCCGUGGCAUGUGGGAUCCUCCCAGACCAGGGCGCAAACCCAUGUCCCCUGCAUUAGCAGGGAGAUUCUCAACCACUGCGCCACCAGGGAAGCCCCUCAACUUUUUUAUUCUCAGGUAUAUUUUAAAAAAUACAAUUCUACAUUACCAAGCCAAAAAAAAAAAAAAGAUACUUUACCUUUCGUAAACACACAAUUAAUCUCUAGGAGAAAGGAAGAGUGUUUUGUGGGCCUCCAUGUAUCUCAAGGGAUACUUGGGAAUUGAUUGAGGAAUGGAUGAUGGAAAAUUAUCAGUGGAAUAUGAGAGCUAAAUCUUAAGUAGGUAAACCCCAAGGUCAGUAUAAAUUGAUUGGGGGAAAUGUGGAGUAUAGACUUGACUUGGGAAAGUAGUGUGAGUUAGCCAUAUCUUUUUUUUUUUUUUAACGUCUUUAUUGGAGUAUAAUUGUUUACAAUGGUGUGUUAGUUUCUGCUAUAUAACAAAGUGAAUCAGCUAUACAUAUACAUAUAUCCCCAUAUCUCCUCUCUUGCCUCUCCCUCCCCACUCCCUAUCCCACUCCUCUAGGUGGACACAAAGCACUGAGCCGAUCUCCCUGUGCUAUGUGGCUGCUUUCCACUAGCUAUUUUACAUUUGGUAGUGUAUAUAUGUCCACGCCACUCUCUCACUUCAUCCCAGCUUACCCUUCCUUCCCCCUCCUCAUGUCUUCAAGUCCAUUCUCCACAGCUGUAUCUUUUUAUGACAGCACUAUAAUACAGUUCACUUGUAUUUACAGCAAAACUAUUUUAAGGCAGUUUUACAAUAGAAAUUUUUAAAUUAAAAAUACACUUUAUAUUAAUUUUUCAAAAAGGAAUCUUGUUCUGUGAAUUCAGUAAAUGUAAGAAAAUGGUCACUUGGACCAGUAUUUAAUUAUACAUCAGGUAAUUCGUAGGGGAGAGUACUUUGAUUAAACGUGGGUAGGGCUGCAUUCACAAAUCAUACUUCAUUACAGAAAUUCAUUUUGGAGAGAAAAACCUAUAAAAGCAGUGACUAAAAAACACUACACCUGGAAGUUAUCAGAAAAUUUCUGCUAGAGGAAGACAAAUGCACUAAAUAUGGGAAUAGCUUCAUUCAGAAAUCAGUUUUCAGUAUUCUGUAUUAUACACAAGUAAAAUUGUGUAUUUCUUAAAAGUGAGAAAGUAUUCUUACACAAGUCAGAAUUAUAAAUUAUUAAUUACAAGUUAUUCAUACUACAGAGAGGCCCUAUGAUAUUGUAUAUUGUAUGUUAUAUGUCAAAAAGUCUUUGUCCAUGAGUUACACCUUACUGGACAUCAGAUAAAUAAUUGAGAAAAAUAAGUCUUCUAAGAAUACAUCAUUUUCUUAAAAUGUCACCAAAUUCAUAGUGGGAGGAAACUAUAUAUUUGAUACAGUGGAAGAAGCCUUCCUAUAGAAGCAAAUUCCUCAAGAAAUAUGAUUCAUCUUGUUUAUUGCUUUAAUUUCAUGCCCAUGUCUCUAGAACCAGUGGGGACAAAUAGGUCAGUCGAAAAAUCUCCUUUCUUUUCUUUAAAAAAAAUAUUUAAAGACACACAUGUGCACACACAUAAAACUUUGUAUAAAUGUGACGUAAUAUAUUUUAUCUCUUGAAUUUUGUACUUUCUCCAUUCUCAGCAACUCCAGACAUCAACAGUCUGUCAACAGAUAAGCAAUGCUGAUGAACUUCUUUUAUUUUUCUUUAUACUCAUAACCAUAUGUGGACACAUUAAUAUGUUAUCUGUGCACACAUAUAUGAGUGUGUGUUUCAAUUGUCUUAAUAUGGGAUUAUACACACAUUUUUGCAUCUUUUGCACUCAACAGUACUUUAACCAGCUGAAGACUCCAUGGUGUGGAAUGCCAUAAUUUGUUCAACCACUUUGCCACUGUUUAUUGACAUUUUUGUCACUAGGAAAAAUGAUCUGAUAAACAUCUUCCAGAGCUGACAUAGCAUAAUAGGUUAGUGGACAAGCAUAAUCAUGCCCUUACCUACUGGAGCUUUUUUUCCCCCCUGUAAGAGUGAGAUUGAUGGAUUGAAUUGUGUUUUCUUAUUUUAAUAGAUGUUGCCAGAUUUCUCUAGAAUAAGACUAACAUUUCAUAUUUCUAACAUUAGUAUAAAAAUAUGCCCUUCCCCUGUAUUACAAGUAGCUGUUACUCUUUAACCUUGAGGAAUUUUAUUAUUUCAAAGUGAUAACUAGUUUUAUUUUAAUUGACGUUAAUAUACCUCUUUAAAAGUUCCUUCGCCACUUUGCUAAUCUGCAAAGUUGCCUUUAUAAACCAUCCUAAAUUUUUCUUUUUGGAUUGUCUUGUCAAUUUGUAACAGCUUUUUAUGUUCUAAAGGUAGUAACUCCUUUAAAAAAAUAGCCUAUUGUUUGUCUCUUGACUUUGUAUAUGAUAUUUUCCCAUUCACAUUUUGUUUUUUACUUUUUUUUUUGCGGUACGCUGGCCUCUCACUGUUGUGGCUUCUCCUGUUGUGGAGCACAGGCUCCGGACACACAGGCUCAGUGGCCAUAGCUCACAGGCCCAGCCGCUCCACGGCAUGUGGGAUCCUCCUGGACCGGGGCACGAACCCGUGUCCCCUGCAUCAGCAGGCGGACUCUCAACCACUGCGCCACCAGGGAAGCCCUUUUUACAUGUUUAAAUGUGCCCAUCAAUUCUUCCGCAGCUUCUGAAUUUCUAGUCUUAGUUAAUCUUCACAUAUUAUAAGAUUUUUAGAUGUUUGUGGGGUUUUUUGUAUACUUUGUAUAUCUUUUUUCUUGGAUAUGGAUAGUCACUUUCACAGUUGUAGACACUGUUGGUUUGCUGAGCAAUUCCAAUACUCCUCUCUCACUGCUUACUCCAUUAGCACCUUUUGAAGCUUGUAGUGGCCAAGUGAACUGACUCAGGCCAGGAGAAGCAAAACACUGGUAGUUCUGGGAAAACCUUUGCUUUCCUAAAGAAAAGGACAGACUUAGCUACUGUCAUCAAUUUAUGCUUUCUUCCUUUUACAUGAUGCCUGGGGCAGAGGCAACAUUUUCUCAACCAUAGGGGAGAGGCCAAAAGAAUCAGAGACAUGUCCUGACAUAUUUAAUCAACACUAGCAGCAAGUUACCUCCUGGCUUUUGCUAUGUGAUAAAAAUAGACAUGCUUUAUAUAAACCAUUCUAUUUUAGAUUUCUCUUGCAUGGGAAAGUAUGCCUGAAUUUAUUCAGACACCAAAUUUAUAAAGUAGUCCAUCUUUUCUCUAUUAAAAUAAAUAGAAAAGAUUUUUUAAAACCCCAGUAAACUAGAUACCCCACAGAAACCGAAAUGAAGUAGACAGAUAGCAAAAUUAAACAAGAUGUGUAAUGAGUAAAAACAACCACAGAUACUGGGUCAAUCAAUAGGACCAGAAGAGAAUACUACCAAGAGCAAAUGAUUUCCUAGCAAGACAUAAUUGAUCAAAAUUGAAAAAGAAAAAACUGAAAACAGUCAACAAUCAUAAAAAAUUGUAAAUGUCAUUAUAGAGCAACCAUUUAAAAUGUACCGGGACCAUAGGAAAAUACUUCUUAGAUUGGACACACAAAUAAUGAACUAUAAAAGAAAAAAUGUUAAGUUUGACUUUUCAGAAUUAAAAACUUGUCCUUUGAAAGGCACUGUUAAGAAAAUGAAAUGGCAAGAUACAGAAUGGGAGAGAAUAUUUGCAGUAGACAUCUGACAAAAGAUUUGUAUUCUGAAAAUAUAAAGAAAUUUACAACCCAAUUGUAAAAAGCCAGAUAACCGCCCCCCGCAAAGUGGCAACAAAUUCAAAUAGAGAUCAUACAUGAAAAAAAGAUAUGAAAUAGCCAAUAAGAACAAGAAAGGAUUUUCAACGUUAGCCAUCAGGGAAAUACAAAUUAAAAUCACGAGACACAUCUAUACACUCAUUAAAAAAACACUAAAAAGGAUUGACAUCAUGUGUUGAAAGGUGUGAAGCAACUGGAACUCAUACAUGGCAAAUGGGAAUAUAAAAUGACACAAACACUGUAAAAUAGUUUGGCAAAUUCUUAACAGUUAAACAUACAACUACUAUACAACACAGCCACCACAUUCCUAUAUUUAAUCCAAGAGAAAUAAAAACUUAUGUCCAUACAAAGACUUGUACAUGAAUGUUGAUAUCAGUUUUAUUAAUAAUAGCUUCAAACUGGAAAUAACCCAUAUGUCCAUCAUCAAGUGAAUGGAUAGUCAAAAUGUGGUGUGUUCAUAAAUGAAUACUACAAUACUAUUCAGCAAUGAAAAGGAAUGGACUACUGAUAUAUGUAACAACAUAAAUGAAUUUCAAAGUCAUUCUGAGUAAAAGAAGCAGACACAAACGAGUAUUAUAUACUGAAUGGUUGCAUUUAUAUGAAAUUCUAGAAAUGAAAACUAAUAUACAGUGAAGUGACAAAAAUCACAUCAGUGGUUGCCUGGGGCUAGGGGCAGAGGGAGGGAUGACCAGAAAAUGGGUACAAGGAACAUUUUGGGGGUGAUGAAAAUGUUCUGUAUUUUUAUUGUGUUGGUGUAUGCAACUGUCAAAAUGCAUUGAAUUCAACACAAUGGGUGCAGUUUAUUGUAUGUAAAUUAUAUCA
This is a messenger RNA of Globicephala melas (long-finned pilot whale), 10696 nucleotides long. It is a transcript of the gene ZNF484, whose product is annotated as zinc finger protein 484. Gene Ontology annotation, cellular component: PcG protein complex; chromatin; transcription regulator complex. Gene Ontology annotation, molecular function: DNA-binding transcription factor activity, RNA polymerase II-specific; RNA polymerase II cis-regulatory region sequence-specific DNA binding. Gene Ontology annotation, biological process: regulation of transcription by RNA polymerase II. The record is from RefSeq and is a predicted model, not a curated record. Lineage: Eukaryota; Metazoa; Chordata; Mammalia; Artiodactyla; Delphinidae.